AACCCUAAUCCACGAAGGAGGAGCUUGGAGAGGGUGUUCCGAUGCUCAAACCGCCGCUGCCCUUUCGGUUCAUCACUGUCGUUGUUGUCGUCGUCGCUGUUGUUGGUGUUUAAUUUGCUGAUGAAAUAUAGUCUAAGUCUUUGUGGAGGCAUUUUUGAGCGCUUGUUUGCUGUGGAAUCGUUGUGCUGGAUGUAGAUAGAUUACAAAGUGGCUUGAAGUUAAAUUUUACUAACAUGGUGGGCAUGUUUGAGCCCUUUCGGGCUCUUGGCUACAUCACGGAUGCCACACCUUUUUCCGUGCAACGGAGAGGAGCUGAGAAUUUCGUCACCGUCAGUGUCGGCAACUCAUUCCAAGUUUUGAAUUGCGCGAAGCUGACGCUUGUCUUAGUUGGUCCCCAGCUUCCCAAGAGGAUCCAGGCUCUGGUUUCCUUACGGGAUUUUACGUACGUUGCCUCAGGUUUUGACAUCGUUGUGUUCAAGCGAGCUCAUCAGGUGGCGCGAUGGAGCGCGCACACAAGCAAAGUUACACUCCUGCUGGAGUUUGGGCAGCAGAUUUUGAGUAUUGAUGCGGGUGGGCGACUUUGUGUGUGGAAAGCUUUUGACUCUGACGCAGAGAAAGAGGUGAAGCCCGUGCGGGAAUGGCAGUUUCGGGAAUCUUUCACGCCAACAUGCAUCAUGCACCCCGACACCUAUCUGAACAAAGUUCUUAUCGGCAGUGAAGAGGGACCUCUGCAAUUGUGGAACGUUAUGACUUGCAGCUUGGUUCAUGAAUUUAAGGGUUGGAAUUCCCCAGUUCGAUGCUGCAGGGCUUCUCCGGCAUUGGAUAUAGUAGGUGUUGGUUGUGCCAACGGCAAAAUAUACGUCCACAACCUCCGAUACGAUGAGACAGUUGUUACCUUCUCGCAUACAGGCAAAGGGGCUGUUACAGCGCUUAGCUUUAGGACAGAUGGGCAGCCUUUUCUGGCUGCUGCUGUUUCGACAGGAGUAAUUAGUAUCUGGAAUUUAGAGAAGCGGAAACUUCAAGCUGUUGUUGAGGAUGCUCACAGUUCAGAGAUUCGUUCAUUGCAAUUUCUUGCUGGCGAACCUGUGUUGCUUAGUGCAGGUGCGGACAACUCCUUGAAGAUGUGGAUCUUUGACACGAGUGAUGGAGAGGGGCGAUUGCUUCGGUUCAGAAAUGGUCAUAGUGCGCCGCCCACUUGUAUCAAGUACUAUGGAAGAGGGAACCAUAUUUUAUCUGCUGGCCAGGACAGGGCAUUUAGGGUCUUUUCCACCAUUCAGGAUCAGCAGAGUAGAGAGCUCUCACAAGGUCAUAUACAGAAGCGGGCACGUAAUGCUCACAUCAAGGAAGAGAAGUUGAAGCUGCCACCAGUGAUUGCCUUCGAUGCAGUUGAAAUUAGAGAGCGUGAUUGGUGCAAUAUUGUGACAUGUCACAGUGGUGCAGCUGCGGCUUACUCUUGGCGUUUACAGAAAUUUGCGGUAGGUGAACAUGUCCUCAAAUCAUCAAGUACCACUCCAACUCCUGUCAUGAGUUGUACAAUAGCUGCUAGUGGUGAUAUUGCAGUUUUGGGCACAGCAGGGGGUAUGAUUGAACGCUUCAAUCUCCAGUCAGGUUUACAUAGAGGUCUAUAUGAGGAUCCGGGGAUUGGGGAUUCACUUGCGCACAAAGGAGCAGUCAAUGGACUUGCCUCUGACAGUACAAAUACUCUGCUUACUAGUGGAGGCUAUGAUGGAGUACUGAAAGUGUGGGACUUUAAGAACCUGGCAUUGAAAUCUACAUUGCCUGUAGAAUCGCCAGUGGAGAAGAUAGCCGCUCACCGCGGAAAUGGCCUAAUAGCAGUUGCGGCAUAUGACAAGGUGCUUCGAGUCUUCGACGUGGUUGCUGAGCGUCUUGUUCGGAAAUUCCAUGGUCAUUCCGAUCGUAUUACUGACAUAUGUUUUAGUGAAGACGGGAAGUUGCUGUUGUCAUCAUCCAUGGACUUCACCGUUCGUGUUUGGGACGUCAUAGCUGCAAAGCAGGUGGAUGCGAUGCAAUUGGGUACUGCUGUCACUGGCUUGUCUCUCUCACCUGGCAUGGACAUGCUGGCUACUGCACAUGUCAACCGUAAUGGUAUCUACCUGUGGGCAAACAGGUUAAUGUAUUCAGGAAUGGAGGCCCCAGUGACGAAACGAAAUCGUGAAGGUCUGAGGGUUGUAUCAAUGCCAACUGUGGGUCCCAGUAGGGAAGAUGAAACGGAUGAAGAUGUUGACGUGCCAGAUGCUGUGGAACCCGUUGUUCCUGAAACUAUGGAUGUCGAUGGUGAAAAUCCUGCUGUUGAUCGCCCAUCAGUUCCAGGUCUCAUCACUCUUACUCUUAUUCCCAAGACCCAGUGGAAAGGCAUUGUCAACUUGGACAUCAUCAAGGUCCGAAACAAACCGACUGCACCUCCUAAAAAGCCAGAAAAGGCCCCUUUCUUCCUACCUACACUGCCAACGCUCUCAGGUGAUCAUAAGUACAUAGCUCCUAGUGAAAAUGGAUCAGACAAGAUAGAGCCGGAUGGAGGAAGUAAGACAAUCAGCCGCCGAACAGGAAAGCAAGAACAUGUCGACUUUCAGACUGUUUUCUUGGAAUUGCUGUAUUCAUGUGCAGAGAAUAGAGACUAUUCUGCUCUAGUGGAUCAUUUGAAAACGAUAUCACCAUCAGAAGUGGACGCUUCUCUUCGAAUGAUGCAAAUUGUGGAUGAGGACGCCAGCUCACAUCCUGAGGAGCUCCUGGAGAUUGGCAUGGUCAUGGAUUUCCUGUUGGCGGAGUUGUUGAUGAUGAAGAAUUUCCAAUUCAUUCAAGCAAUUCUACAGGUUUUUCUGAAGAUACAUGCGGAAACCAUUGUCUCUCAAACUCCGUUGAAGGAAAAAGUGAUGAGAUUAUGGGAGCAGCAAAGAAAAACCUGGUUACGCUUAGAUAAUACGUUCCAGAAAGUUAGAUGUACAGUUAAUUUUGUUAGCAACAUGCAUGGUUAAUCAACUUAACUUAUAUAGUUCAGAGCAGCUGCCUCAUUACAAUUGCGCAGCGAUUUCCUGUUUUGAGGAAACAUCUCGUGUAUCACUCUUUCCAUUGGUGUUGUGAUUUGAAUGUUA
Molecule: messenger RNA, 3110 nt
Organism: Physcomitrium patens
Lineage: Eukaryota; Viridiplantae; Streptophyta; Bryopsida; Funariales; Funariaceae
Biological process (GO): rRNA processing
Cellular component (GO): small-subunit processome; Pwp2p-containing subcomplex of 90S preribosome
Molecular function (GO): protein binding
Source: RefSeq, a predicted model, not a curated record